Messenger RNA from Pichia membranifaciens NRRL Y-2026, 1233 nucleotides. RefSeq lists its product as hypothetical. Lineage: Eukaryota; Fungi; Ascomycota; Pichiomycetes; Pichiales; Pichiaceae. Gene Ontology annotation, cellular component: mitochondrion. The coding region runs from base 1 to 1233 and encodes 410 amino acids. The transcript has a single exon. The record is from RefSeq and is a predicted model, not a curated record. Gene Ontology annotation, molecular function: GTPase activity; GTP binding.
AUGCCAGGACCACUGAAGAAAGACACGGCCGCCGCUGCGGCCAGCCUGGCGCAGACGGCAGCCCGGGCGUUCCAGCCGCGGCAGGAGUUCCCCGACUACCGGGUCGUGCUUGCGCAGCUCAAGGGCCACCAGACCAAGGCGCUCCACCGCAUGGCGCAGCUGGCGCCGCAGAUCAACCUCGUGGUGGAGCUGCGGGACGCCCGGGCGCCGCUCGCCACGGCCAACGUGCUGCUCGACAAGGUCUUCAAGGGCAAGGACAAGCUCAUCGUGUACACGAAGAAGGACAUGAGUCCCGUGAGCAGCCAGCUGCUGCAGCGCUGGCACGCCCCGCGUAACGAGAAGUGGCUCGCCAUCGACUCCCGCAAGAACAGGGACGUUGCCCUCGUGCUCCGGGCGCUGCGCGAGAAGCACCGCUCGAUGCUGCCGCCGCCGCCGUUGGGGCUCCGGCUCAUGGUCGCCGGCAUGCCCAACGUCGGCAAGUCCACGCUCGUGAACGAGCUCCGCCGCCACGGACUCGCCGCCGGAGGCGGCGGCGGCGCCGCCGGAGGCGAUGAGCGCCGCUUCCGCAAGGUCGCCCGCACGGGGAACAUGGCCGGCGUCACCCGCAACACCUCGGAGAUCAUCCGCAUCUCCGCGGAGCCGGAGAUGCUCCUCUACGACACCCCCGGCGUGCUGCUUCCCCAGGUCGACAGCGUCCGCACCAUGCUUGCCCUCUACCUUGCCGGCACCGUCUCCGCCUCCUCCUCCUCCGACGGCGGCAUCGACCCCGUCAUCGCCACCGACUACCUCCUCUACAUGAUGAACCUCGCCGACCCCUCCGGCGCCGGCUACCGGCGCUACCUGCCGCACCCGACCAACGACGUCUACGAGCUCCUCGACGGCGUCGGCCGCCUCACAGGCAACCGCAACCGCCGCAAGAUCGACGGCGGCAAGCUCCGUACCAACUACGUGGGCUGCGCCCUCGAGCUCGUCAAGGAGUUCCAGCAGGGGCGGCUCGGCCGCUGGUGUCUAGACGAGGCUGUCGUGCGCCAGCUGAGCCCGGACGCCUUCAGCGAGCAGGCUGCCGCCGAGCGCCGACGCGUCGACUCGCAUCCCUCGCGGCUCGGCAAAACCCUCGACCCGGACGCCGCCGCCACCGCCACCGACGCGUCGGCGGCUGCUGCCAAGACCACCAAGGCCGCGCGCCGCCGCGAGAGGCUCGUCAAACAGAGCAACCAGCUUUUCACCGUGUGA